Messenger RNA from Colletotrichum abscissum, 795 nucleotides. RefSeq lists its product as uncharacterized. Bases 1 to 795 code for a protein of 264 amino acids. The record is from RefSeq and is a predicted model, not a curated record. The transcript is spliced from 2 exons. NCBI's taxonomy places the organism in Eukaryota, Fungi, Ascomycota, Sordariomycetes, Glomerellales, Glomerellaceae.
AUGCCUUUCCAUAAGGUCAAGAAUCAAUAUUUUGCUGCAAGACAAGGAGAAAUUAUCACACGGAACCCGCGGAAGAGCUCGCCAAAUAUCACCCUCAACUCUCAUAACAUCACAAGCAGAACUGAACUACGCAUAGCAGCAGUGUGGGGCGUUAUGCUCCAGCUAGGACUCAUUGCAUACGCCGGAUAUUCCGUAUAUGACCCAUCACUAGGUUUUCUUAAGGAUGGAGAACCGGUCGCCCAGUAUGCGUUCCCAUGCCAUUGGGCGGGGACGCUUCUGCUGGUUGUUGGUCUUCUCCUUUGCGGCCAAGUUGUCCAGAGUAGCACUAUCGAAGAGGUAUUUCGGCCCUCUCGUAAAUUGACGGCGCAGUUGGUCUGGCUACAGCAAACCAAAACCGUCAGUGAUCAGGUUUUCGACUCAUUCGCAAUCUAUGCGAAAACCAAACGGCCUUUCAUAAUAACAUCGGAACGGAGGCGCGAUGAGAGAAAGCCUCCAGCGCCUUCCUUGGAUCAGGAAGUCAUGCCAGCAAUCACUCCCGUGAACGAGAAACCUGGGAUCUCCAUCGAAAUGGAAAAUAGCAUUGGAACAGUCGUCAGUCUGUGUGGAUACAUCGUCCAGUUCUGUGGCAUGCGUGGGCUACACUGGUCAGUAUCGAUUGCACAGCCCGGCGCUAUCGUUGGCUGCUUUAAGGGCCUGGGUCAGGCGGGGUCUUGCAAAUCCACCAUAAUCUCUUCAAACUCGGCCUGGCUUCGAAUUCGAUCGGUUUGCAACGACUUUUGCAGACAUUCCGAAUAG